AUGGAACUCAGCAUGGAACUCAGAACUAAUGUGAAAGAAUACCAGUUCAUUAUGGAACGGCCUGUGGGUGCAAUAUCCAGUCCAUCUGAUUUCACCCUCCACCCCAACAUGUUCCCCAGCAACUAUGAACUGCUGCAAAGUCUGGGAGAGGGAGGCUUUGGACAGGUGGUGCAGUGUUUCAAAAAGGACACCAAUGAGACCGUUGCAGUAAAGAUAAUGAAAUACGGCUGCGACUACCACAGUGAAAUGACGAUACUGAACGUCUUCAAGGAGAUGAAACUGGAGGAGUUCAACAUUGUCAAGUUCAUUGACUCAUUCAGACUGACAAACAACAGAGUUGCUCUGGCUUUUGAGAUGCUGGAUAUGACUCUAAAGGACUACAUUGUUGACCACAGAAACUUCACUCCUAUGGAGUUAUGUGAUAUCAGGAGUGUAGUCCAGCAGCUGGCCAUCGCAUUAAACACCCUGAAGUCCAUUGGACUGAUCCACACAGAUAUAAAAAUAGACAACAUAAUGCUGGUGGAUCGGGAAGAGCAGCCCCUCAGGGUAAAGCUCAUUGACUUCGGACUGGGUGUGCCAACCGAGUGGGCUGAGCAGGACCCAGAGAAGUGGGCACCUCUUCAAACAAAGCACUUCAGAGCUCUGGAAAUAUUUCUCGGACUUCCGUUUUCAGAGGCGAUAGACAUGUGGUCUGCAGGUGUUAUGCGAUGGAUAGUGGCAUUCCUGGGUGUACCUCCAGACCAUCUACUGGAUGCUGCGACCAAGUCACAGCAUUACUUCAUAACAGACGCCUCCGGCCACUGGAGACUUAAGACACCUGAGGAGUAUUGGCAAAGUACCACAGUUCCCAGCCGAUACCAGCCCUUGUAUUUCAGCAGCCUGGACAUUUUGGAGGAGUUGCCCCAGGAGAACCUGAACAUGGUGGGAGCUGAAGAGAAGAGGGAGUGCAUUGACCUGCUGAAGGCAAUGCUUCAGAUCGACCCCAAUGAGAGGAUUACCCCCAUUGAGGUCCUCACCCACCCCUUUAUCACAAGGGGCACCCUCCACAAAAACUUUGACUCGAGUGCCCCUGAUGGAUUUCAUGCAUCUACUUCAGAGACAUUACCCCCAGGUGUUAUAAUGGUGAAGUCUGCACCACCUGAAUGCCGCCUGUGGGGGAUCGAGGGCAGCGGGCAGAGUGAAUCUUGCCCGUUGGAUUUCCUGGAGAAUGUCUCUGAAAAUCCACCAGUGGAGCCGACUCCCCUUUCAACGGAAGAUGUGGAACAGGAACUUGCUGCCACGGCAUCUGACCACACAGCGCCCAAGAAGAAGAAGAAGGAGAAGAGGAAGAGGAACUGCUUCAAGCGGUUCCUAGCCUGGACCAAGAGGACUUUCUGCUGCUGCAUCCCUGCCAACGAGGAUGACUGA
This is a messenger RNA of Epinephelus fuscoguttatus (brown-marbled grouper), 1407 nucleotides long. Its product is annotated as homeodomain-interacting protein kinase 2-like. The transcript is spliced from 11 exons. Gene Ontology annotation, cellular component: nucleus; cytoplasm. Lineage: Eukaryota; Metazoa; Chordata; Actinopteri; Perciformes; Serranidae. Bases 1 to 1407 code for a protein of 468 amino acids. Gene Ontology annotation, biological process: peptidyl-threonine phosphorylation; peptidyl-serine phosphorylation. The record is from RefSeq and is a predicted model, not a curated record. Gene Ontology annotation, molecular function: protein serine/threonine kinase activity; protein tyrosine kinase activity; ATP binding.